AUUCUGGAAAAGCUGACUCUGGCAGGUCCAUAUGCUGUACAGACUGCUGUGAUGUUUAGGAUCGGUAGGAGACAGCUCUGGAAGCAGAGUAUCACCCGAGUUUUAACGCAAAGACUGAAGGAAGAGAAAGAGGCCAAGCGGGCUCUUUUGGAUGCCAGGCAUGACUACUUAUUCGCGAUCCUGGCCUCCUGUUUGGACCUGAACAAAGCUGAAGUGGAGGAUGCCAUCCUCGAGGGGAAUCAGAUUGAAAGAAUCGGUCAACUUUUUGCAGUUGGAGGUCUCCGUCACCUCAUGUUUUACUAUCAGGAUGUGGAGGUAGCAGAAACAGGACAACUUGGCUCUCCUGGAGGGGCAAAUGUUGUUUCUGGAAAGAUUAAAAACCCUAAGGUGUUCGUGACCGAGGGGAAAGAUGUGGCUCUUACGGGAGUGUGUGUGUUCUUCAUCAGGACGGACCCUUCCAAAGCCAUCACCCCUGAGAACAUCCACCAGGAGGUGAGCUUUAACAUGUUGGAUACUGCAGAUGGAGGCCUGUUAAAUAGCAUGAGGCGUUUGCUGUCGGACAUCUUCAUUCCUGCGCUCAGGGCCACGAGCCAUGGCUGGGGUGAGCUCGAGGGCCUUCAGGAAGCAUCCAGCAUUCGGCAGGAGUUCUUGAGCUCCUUAGAAGGCUUUGUGAGCGUCCUGUCGGGCGCACAGGAGAGUCUGAAGGAGAAGGUGAACCUUCAAAAGUGUGACAUAUUUGAUCUGAAAACCCUAAAGGAACCUAUGGAUUACUUGACUCUAGCUAGUAACCCUGAGAUACUGGAAAAAGUAGAGGGUUGUAUGAAAGUAUGGAUCAAACAGACGGAACAGGUUCUUGCUGAAAACAAUCAGCUGCGGAAGGAAGCAGAUGACGUCGGGCCACGAGCAGAGCUGGAGCACUGGAAGAGAAGACUCUCCAAAUUUAACUACCUUUUGGAUCAGUUGAAAAGCCCGGACGUGAAGGCUGUGUGGGCCGUGCUUGCUGCGGCCAAGUCGAAACUGCUGAAGGCUUGGCGGGAGACAGAUACUCGAAUCACUGACGCAGCUAAUGAAGCCAAGGACAAUGUUAAAUAUCUGUACACACUUGAAAAAUGUUGUGACCCUUUGUACAGCAGUGAUCCUAUAUCCAUGAUUGACGCUAUUCCUACACUUAUAAAUGCAAUUAAAAUGAUCUAUAAUAUCUCUCGUUACUAUAACACCUCUGAGAAGAUCACAUCUCUGUUUGUAAAGGUGACAAAUCAGAUGAUAUCUGCAUGUAAAGCCUAUAUUACCAACAAUGGAACCGCUUCCAUCUGGAACCAGCCACAGGAUGUUGUUGUGGAAAAAAUAUUAUCUGCAAUUAAACUGAAGCAGGAAUACCAGAACUGCUUUCACAAGACAAAACAAAAACUUAAACAAGAUCCAAAUGCAAAACAAUUUGAAUUUAGUGAGAUGUACAUUUUUGGAAAAUUCGAAACUUUUCAUCGACGGCUUGCCAAGAUAAUAGACAUCUUUACAACCUUCAAGACGUAUUCAGUCCUGCAAGAUUCUACAAUUGAAGGGCUGGGAGACAUGGUCACUAAAUACCAGGGCAUUGUUGCAACUAUAAAGAAAAAGGAAUAUAAUUUCUUAGACCAGCGGAAAAUGGAUUUUGACCAAGAUUAUGAAGAGUUUUGCAAGCAGACUAAUGACCUUCACAAUGAAUUGCAGAAGUUCAUGGAUGUUACAUUUGAAAAGAUUCAAAACACAAAUCAAGCUCUAAGUAUGUUAAAGAAAUUUGAAAGGAUGAAUAUACCUAAUCUUGGUAUUGAUGACAAAUACCGACUUAUCCUUGAGAACUAUGGGGCUGACAUUGAUAUGAUUUCAAAGAUGUACACAAAGCAGAAAUACGACCCUCCUUUGGCCCGAGACCAGCCCCCCAUCGCGGGGAAAAUCCUGUGGGCCCGCCAGCUCUUCCACAGGAUUCAGCAGCCCAUGCAGCUUUUCCAGCAGCACCCGACUGUUCUGGGCACGGCUGAAGCCAAGCCUGUAAUUCGCAGCUACAACAGGAUGGCCAGGGUCCUGCUGGAGUUUGAGGUCCUCUACCACAGGGCGUGGCUUCGGCAAAUUGAAGAAAUUCACAUAGGUCUUCAGGCUUCUUUAUUGGUGAAGGCUCCAGGCACAGGGGAAUUGUUUGUAAACUUUGAUCCUCAGAUAUUAACCUUAUUUAGAGAAACAGAGUGCAUGUCACAGAUGGGUCUGGAGGUCUCACCCUUUGCAGCUGCCCUCUUCCGGAAACGAGAUACAUACAAAAAGAACUUCAGUAACAUGAAGAUGGUGCUAGCUGAAUAUCAGAGAGUGAAGUCAAAAAUGCCUCCCGCCAUUGAGCAGCUGAUGGUCCCUCAUUUGGCCAAAGUGGACGAAGCUCUCCAACCCGGCUUGGCUGUGCUGACCUGGACGUCACUGAAUAUUGAGACCUAUUUAGAAAACACAUUUGCAAAGAUCAAGGACCUGGAGUUGCUGCUUGACAGGGUCAAUGACUUGAUUGAGUUCCGCAUCGAUGCCGUGCUGGAAGAAAUGAGCAGCACGCCUCUUUGUCAGCUUCCGCGGGAGGAGCCACUCACCUGUGAAGAGUUUCUUCAAAUGACAAAGGACCUUUGUGUAAGUGGUGCUCAGACUCUACAUUUUAAAAGCUCAUUAGUGGAGGAAGCAGUCAAUGAGCUGAUAAAUAUGUUGCUGGAUGUGGAAGUUCCAUCUAAAGAAGAAAGUGAAAAAGUAUCCAAUGAGAAUAGUGUUGAUUCAAAAAACAAAAGUUCAGGAAAAAGAGAAGAAGGAAAUUCUGACACCUUGACAUCAUCCCUUAAUGCCAGGGCUGAGCCCUGGCUUUGGACAAUCACGAGAAAAAAGAAAGAGACCGAGAUGUUAGAGCAAGAAGCCUGCGAGUUGCUUUCUCACUUCAACCAUCAAAACGUGGAUGCUCUUCUCAAAGUUACAAGGAAUACACUAGAGGCCAUUCGCAAACGCAUUCAUUCCUGCCACAUGGUUAACUUCCUGGACAGUAACAGUGGUUCUAAGAUGAAGCAGAACAGUCUGCCCAUUUUCCGGGCAAACAUCACUCUGGCCAUUCCCAACAUCGCCAUGGCCCCUGCCCUGGAAGACAUACAGCAGACCCUGAACAAAGCUGUGGAGUGCAUCAUCAGUGUCCCCAAGGGGGUUAGGCAGUGGAGCAGUGAACUCCUGUCCAAGAAAAAGAUACAUGAAAGAAAAAUGGCUGCUUUGCAGAAUAAUGAAGACAGUGAUUCUGAUGUUGACAUGGGAGAAAACGAACUGCAAGAUACCAUUGAGAUAGCAUCUGUAAACUUACCAAUUCCUGUGCAAACCAAGAACUAUUAUAAGAAUGUUUCUGAAAACAAGGAGAUUGUAAAAUUAGUCUCUGUGCUUAGUACAUUUAUUAACUCCACCAAAAAGGAAGUUAUGACAUCCAUGGAUCGCUUCAAAAGCUACAAUCACGUUUGGCAAAAGGAGAAAGAAGAAACCGUUAUGACAUUUAUUACACAAAACCCCUUGCUUUCUGAAUUUGAAUCCCAGAUCCUCUAUUUCCAAAAAAUAGAGCAGGAAAUUAGUGCUGAGCCUGAAUAUAUCUGUGUGGGCUCCAUUGCGAUGUACACAGCCGAUUUGAAGUUCGCCCUGACCACGGAGACAAGGGCCUGGAUGGUCGUUAUCGGACGCCACUGUAACAAAAAAUACAGGAGUGAGAUGGAAAACAUUUUUACACUUAUUGAAGAAUUCAAUAAGAAAUUGAACCGUCAAAUUAAAGACCUAGAUGAUAUUCGGAUUGCGAUGGCAGCGCUGAAAGACAUCAGAGAACAGCAAAUCUCUAUAGACUUUCAAGUAGGACCUAUUGAGGAAUCUUAUGCUCUGCUUAACAAAUAUGGACUUCUGAUAGCAAAGGAAGAGAUGGACAAAGUCGACACACUGCACUAUGCAUGGGAGAAGCUUCUGGCACGUGCCGGGGAAGUUCAGAAUGAAUUAGUCGCACUGCAGCCCAGUUUCAGGAGAGAGCUUAUUAGUGCUGUGGAGAUCUUCCUCCAAGACUGUCACCAGUUUUAUUUGGACUAUGAUUUGAAUGGUCCAAUGGCUAGUGGCUUGAAACCCCAGGAAGCCAGUGAUAGGCUUAUCGUGUUUCAGAAUCAAUUUGAUAAUAUCUAUCGGAAAUAUAUCACCUAUACUGGAGGAGAGGAGCUUUUUGGCCUGCCAGUUACGCAGUAUCCUCAGCUUCUCGAAAUAAAGAAACAACUAAAUCUUCUACAGAAAAUUUACACUCUGUACAACAGUGUCAUAGAAACUGUAAAUAGUUAUUAUGAUAUCCUUUGGUCAGAAGUGAAUGUCGAAAAAAUAACUAGUGAACUCUUAGAAUUCCAGAACAGGUGUCGGAAGCUGCCCCGGGCCUUGAAAGACUGGCAGGCUUUUCUGGACCUGAAGAAGACCAUUGACGAUUUCAGCGAGUGUUGCCCGCUGCUGGAAUACAUGUCCAGUAAAGCCAUGCUGAAGAGACACUGGGAAAAGAUCACUGCUCUCACUGGGCACAGUCUGGAUGUGGGGAACGAGACCUUUAAGUUAAGAAAUAUCAUGGAGGCACCUCUUCUGAAAUACAAAGAGGAAAUAGAGGACAUUUGUAUCAGUGCAGUGAAAGAGAGAGACAUUGAGCAAAAGCUGAAGCAAGUGAUCAAUGAAUGGAACAACAAAACAUUCACAUUUGGCAGCUUUAAAACUCGUGGAGAGCUCCUCUUGCGAGGAGACAGUACUUCAGAAAUCAUCGCCAACAUGGAAGACAGCUUGAUGUUGCUGGGUUCUCUACUGAGCAACAGGUACAAUAUGCCAUUCAAAGCCCAGAUUCAAAAAUGGGUGCAGUACCUUUCCAACUCGACUGACAUCAUCGAGAGCUGGAUGACGGUGCAAAACUUGUGGAUUUAUCUAGAAGCUGUCUUUGUGGGAGGAGACAUUGCCAAACAGUUGCCCAAGGAAGCCAAGCGCUUUUCCAAUAUAGAUAAAUCUUGGGUGAAGAUCAUGACGCGGGCACACGAAAUGCCCAAUGUAGUCCAGUGCUGCGUUGGAGAUGAGACCCUGGGGCAGCUGUUACCACAUUUGCUGGACCAGUUGGAAAUAUGCCAGAAAUCCCUUAGUGGAUACUUGGAGAAGAAACGACUUUGCUUCCCUCGGUUCUUCUUUGUCUCGGAUCCAGCCCUUCUGGAGAUUCUGGGACAGGCAUCGGACUCCCACACCAUACAAGCCCACUUGCUCAAUGUGUUUGACAACAUUAAAACUGUCAAGUUCCAUGAAAAGAUCUACGAUCGAAUUCUGUCGGUUUCCUCCCGAGAGGGCGAGACGAUUGAAUUGGAUAAACCUGUGAUGGCAGAGGGCAAUGUGGAAGUUUGGCUUAAUUCUCUCUUAGAGGAAUCCCAGUCCUCAUUACAUCACGUGAUUCGCCAAGCAGCUGCAAAUAUUCAAGAAACAGGUUUCCAGUUAAUUGAAUUUCUUUCAUUCUUCCCUGCUCAGGUUGGAUUACUAGGAAUUCAAAUGAUAUGGACACGGGAUUCAGAAGAAGCCCUGAGAAAUGCCAAGUUUGAUAAAAAAAUCAUGCAGAAAACAAAUCAGUCUUUCCUGGAGCUACUAAACACACUGAUAGAUGUCACCACGAAGGAGCUGAGUUCCGCAGAACGGGUGAAAUACGAGACUUUGAUUACUAUUCAUGUGCACCAACGGGAUAUCUUUGAUGAGCUGUGUCACAUGCAUAUCAAGAGUCCUACGGACUUUGAGUGGCUGAAACAGUGCAGAUUUUAUUUUAAUGAAGAUUCUGACAAGAUGAUGAUUCAUAUCACAGAUGUGGCUUUCAUAUACCAGAAUGAAUUUUUAGGCUGCACUGACAGGCUUGUCAUAACGCCACUCACAGACAGGUGUUAUAUCACGUUGGCUCAAGCUCUAGGAAUGAGCAUGGGGGGAGCCCCUGCUGGACCUGCAGGAACAGGCAAAACAGAAACUACCAAAGAUAUGGGACGAUGUCUCGGAAAAUAUGUCGUGGUUUUCAAUUGUUCGGACCAGAUGGAUUUCCGAGGACUUGGACGGAUUUUUAAAGGACUGGCACAGUCUGGAUCCUGGGGUUGUUUUGAUGAAUUUAACCGUAUUGAUCUACCAGUUCUGUCAGUUGCAGCCCAGCAAAUUUCCAUUAUUCUGACAUGUAAAAAGGAGCAUAAAAAAUCUUUUAUUUUUACUGAUGGAGAUACUGUGACUAUGAACCCUGAAUUUGGGCUUUUUCUAACUAUGAAUCCUGGCUAUGCCGGGCGGCAGGAACUCCCUGAAAACUUGAAGAUUAACUUCCGCACGGUGGCCAUGAUGGUCCCUGACCGUCAGAUAAUCAUAAGGGUGAAGUUGGCGAGUUGUGGCUUCAUUGACAAUGUUGUUCUGGCCAGGAAGUUUUUCACACUCUACAAAUUGUGUGAGGAGCAGCUUUCUAAGCAGGUACAUUAUGACUUUGGCCUGCGUAACAUUCUGUCAGUACUGCGGACCUUGGGAGCAGCAAAAAGAGCCAACCCCACGGAUACGGAAUCCACGAUUGUCAUGCGGGUACUGCGAGACAUGAAUCUUUCUAAACUGAUUGAUGAGGAUGAACCCUUAUUUUUGAGUUUGAUUGAAGAUCUUUUCCCAAAUAUUCUUCUGGACAAGGCUGGUUACCCUGAGCUGGAAGCAGCAAUUAGCAGACAGGUUGAAGAAGCUGGUUUAAUCAAUCACCCUCCUUGGAAACUGAAAGUCAUCCAGCUGUUCGAAACACAGAGGGUGAGGCAUGGAAUGAUGGCCCUGGGGCCCAGUGGGGCUGGGAAGACCACCUGCAUCCACACCUUGAUGAAAGCCAUGACAGAUUGUGGAAAACCACACCGGGAAAUGAGGAUGAAUCCCAAAGCAGUUACUGCCCCACAGAUGUUUGGUCGGCUCGACGUGGCUACAAAUGACUGGACCGAUGGGAUAUUUUCUACCCUUUGGAGGAAAACACUGAGAGCAAAGAAAGGGGAACAUAUCUGGAUAGUUCUUGAUGGUCCAGUAGAUGCCAUCUGGAUUGAAAACCUGAAUUCUGUUUUGGAUGAUAACAAAACUCUAACCCUUGCCAAUGGUGAUCGCAUCCCCAUGUCUCCAAACUGCAAGAUUGUUUUCGAGCCUCAUAACAUUGACAAUGCUUCUCCUGCUACGGUCUCAAGAAAUGGAAUGGUUUUCAUGAGCUCUUCUAUCCUUGAUUGGAGUCCUAUUCUUGAGGGUUUUCUUAAGAAACGCUCACCCCAAGAAGCCGAAAUUCUUCGUCAGCUCUACACGGAGUCUUUCCCGGACUUGUAUCGCUUCAGUGUCCAGAACUUAGACUACAAGAUGGAGUUGCUGGAGGCCUUUGUAAUCACGCAGAGCAUUAACAUGCUUCAGGGCCUGAUUCCCCCCAAGGAGCAAGGCGGGGAGCUGGGCGCAGAGCAGCUGGGCCGGCUGUUCGUGUUCGCGCUGCUGUGGAGCGUGGGGGCGGCGCUGGAGCCCGACGGCCGGCGCCGGCUGGAGCAGCGGCUGCGCGCUCGGCCGGGGGCGCUGGAGCUGCCGCCGCGGGAGGGCCCGGGCGACACCGUGUUUGACUACUACGUGUCACCUGACGGUAAAUGGAUGCACUGGAACACGUGUACCCAGGAAUAUGUGUAUCCAGCUGACACCACCCCAGAAUAUGGCUCCAUUCUGGUGCCAAAUGUUGACAAUGUGAGGACUGACUUUCUAAUUAACACCAUUGCUAAACAGGGCAAGGCUGUGCUGUUAAUUGGCGAACAAGGAACAGCCAAAACAGUCAUAAUCAAAGGAUUUAUGUCAAAAUACGAUCCUGAAAGUCACAUGAUCAAGAGUCUGAACUUUUCUUCUGCCACCACCCCGCUGAUGUUUCAGAGGACAAUAGAGAGCUAUGUGGAUAAACGCAUGGGUACAACAUAUGGUCCUCCUGCAGGAAAGAAGAUGACUGUUUUUAUUGAUGAUGUGAAUAUGCCAAUAAUCAAUGAGUGGGGAGAUCAGGUUACUAAUGAGGUAGUACGACAGCUGAUGGAACAAAACGGAUUCUACAACCUGGAGAAGCCCGGAGAGUUUACCAGCAUUGUGGACAUCCAGUUUUUGGCAGCCAUGAUCCAUCCUGGGGGUGGGCGCAAUGACAUACCCCAAAGACUCAAGAGACAAUUCUCCAUAUUUAACUGCACGUUGCCCUCUGAUGCUUCCAUGGACAAGAUCUUUGGUGUGAUUGGGGUAGGCUACUACUGUACCCAAAGAGGUUUUUCUGAGGAAGUCAGGGAUUUCGUGAUGAAAUUGGUACCCCUGACACGCCGGCUAUGGCAGAUGACCAAGAUUAAAAUGCUCCCUACCCCUGCAAAAUUCCAUUAUGUAUUUAACCUUCGAGAUCUUUCUAGAAUCUGGCAGGGAAUGCUGAAUGCUACUUCAGAGGUCAUCAAGGAACCAGAUGAUCUGCUGAGGCUAUGGAAGCAUGAAUGUAAGCGUGUCAUAGCUGAUCGCUUUGCAGUGUCUGAUGAUGUGACCUGGUUUGAUAAGGCUUUAGUAAGUUUGGUAGAGGAGGAGUUCGGUGAAGAGAAAAAACUCUUGGUGGACUGUGGAAUUGACACGUAUUUUGUGGAUUUCUUGAGAGAUGCACCUGAAGUUACAGGUGAAACAUCUGAGGAGGGUGAUGCUGAAAUGCCCAAAAUUUAUGAGCCAAUUGAAUCUUUCAAUCACCUAAAAGAGCGUCUGAAUAUGUUCCUGCAGCUGUAUAAUGAGAGCGUCCGAGGCGCGGGCAUGGACAUGGUGUUCUUUGCAGACGCGAUGGUUCACUUAGUCAAGAUCUCUCGAGUCAUUCGCACUCCUCGGGGAAAUGCCCUCCUGGUUGGGGUGGGCGGAUCGGGAAAGCAGAGCCUGACAAGGUUGGCUUCAUUCAUUGCCGGCUAUACUUUCUUCCAGAUCACGCUGACGAGAUCCUACAACACAUCAAAUCUGAUGGAAGAUCUAAAGGUUUUGUAUAGAACGGCUGGUCAACAAGGCAAAGGAAUCACAUUUAUUUUCACAGACAAUGAGAUUAAAGAUGAGUCAUUUUUGGAAUAUAUGAACAAUGUUUUAUCAUCGGGUGAGGUCUCCAACCUAUUUGCUCGAGAUGAAAUAGAUGAAAUUAAUGGCGAUCUGACAUCAGUCAUGAAAAAAGAGUACCCCAGGCGCCCUCCCACCAAUGAGAACCUGUAUGACUACUUCAUGAGUCGGGUCCAACAGAAUCUUCAUAUUGUGCUCUGUUUUUCACCAGUCGGGGAGAAAUUUCGAAACCAAGCUUUGAAGUUCCCGGCUCUUAUUUCAGGAUGCACCAUUGACUGGUUCAGUCGAUGGCCUAAGGAUGCCUUAGUUGCUGUGUCAGAGCACUUCCUGUCCUCCUAUGAUAUUGACUGCAGUUUGGAGACUAAGAAGGCGGUAGUCCAAUGCAUGGGCUCCUUCCAGGAUGGGGUGGCCGAGAAGUGUGCUGAUUAUUUUCAGAGAUUCCGACGUUCUACCCAUGUGACACCCAAAUCAUACCUCUCCUUUAUUCAGGGCUAUAAGUUCACAUAUAGAGAUAAACAUGUGGAAGUGCAGACCCUGGCCAACAGAAUGAAUACUGGCUUGGAAAAGCUAAAAGAAGCUUCAGAGUCUGUUGCAGCCCUGAGCAAGGAACUAGAAGUAAAAGAAAAGGAGCUACAAGUGGCCAACGAGAAAGCUGACACGGUCUUGAAAGAGGUGACAAUGAAAGCACAGGCUGCUGAAAAGGUCAAGGCGGAGGUACAGAAGGUGAAGGACAAAGCCCAGGCCAUUGUAGACAGCAUCUCUAAAGAUAAAGCUAUCGCUGAAGAAAAAUUGGAAGCUGCAAAACCAGCAUUAGAAGAAGCAGAAGCUGCAUUGCAGACCAUCAAGCCUUCCGACAUCGCCACUGUCCGCACGCUGGGCCGACCCCCUCACCUCAUCAUGCGGAUCAUGGAUUGUGUGCUGCUGCUGUUUCAAAGGAAAGUCAAUGCGGUGAAAAUUGACCUGGAAAAAGGCUGUACCAUUCCUUCCUGGCAGGAAUCUUUGAAACUGAUGACUGCAGGGAACUUUUUGCAGAACUUACAGCAAUUCCCAAAAGACAGCAUCAAUGAAGAGGUGAUAGAGUUCUUGAAUCCUUACUUUGAAAUGGCAGACUAUAACAUCGAAACUGCUAAACGCGUAUGUGGAAAUGUAGCUGGUCUUUGUUCGUGGACGAAAGCCAUGGCCUCCUUCUUUUCUAUAAACAAAGAGGUGCUGCCCCUGAAGGCCAACUUGGUGGUGCAGGAGAACCGCCACGUCCUGGCUAUGCAGGACCUGCAGAAGGCUCAGGCCGAGCUGGACGACAAGCAGGCGGAGCUCGACGUGGUGCAGGCUGAGUAUGAACAGGCCAUGACUGAGAAGCAGACCUUGCUUGAAGACGCAGAACGGUGCAGACAUAAGAUGCAGACGGCUUCCACGCUGAUCAGUGGCUUGGCAGGCGAGAAAGAGAGAUGGACGGAGCAAAGCAAAGAGUUUGCUGCACAGACUAAAAGGCUCGUCGGGGAUGUAUUGCUGGCUACGGCUUUUCUAUCUUAUUCUGGUCCAUUUAACCAAGAGUUUCGAGAUCUGUUGUUACAUGACUGGCAGAAAGAAAUGAAAGCUCGGAGAAUUCCAUUUGGAAACAAUCUAAAUCUCAAUGAGAUGUUGAUUGAUGCUCCUACUAUUAGUGAAUGGAACCUCCAAGGUCUGCCAAAUGAUGACCUGUCCAUUCAGAAUGGAAUUAUUGUCACCAAGGCAUCUCGCUAUCCUUUGUUAAUCGAUCCACAGACUCAAGGCAAGAUCUGGAUUAAAAAUAAAGAAAACCAAAAUGAACUCCAGAUCACAUCUCUAAAUCACAAGUACUUUAGAAACCACCUGGAGGACAGCCUUUCUCUUGGAAGGCCCUUGCUUAUUGAAGACAUUGGGGAGGAACUAGAUCCAGCCCUGGAUAAUGUUUUGGAAAGAAACUUCAUUAAAACUGGGUCUACCUUUAAGGUGAAAGUGGGUGACAAGGAAGUAGAUGUUAUGGAUGGUUUCAAACUCUACAUUACUACCAAACUGCCCAAUCCUGCCUACACCCCUGAAAUAAGUGCCCGUACCUCCAUCAUUGACUUCACUGUCACCAUGAAAGGUCUAGAAGACCAAUUACUGGGGAGAGUCAUUCUCACAGAGAAGCAGGAGUUGGAGAAAGAAAGAACUCAUCUGAUGGAAGAUGUAACUGCAAACAAGAGAAGGAUGAAGGAACUGGAAGAUAAUUUGCUUUACCGCCUGACAAGUACGCAAGGGUCCCUGGUGGAAGACGAGAGCCUCAUUGUUGUCCUGAGUAAUACAAAAAGGACAGCUGAGGAGGUGACACAGAAACUGGAAAUUUCUGCUGAUACAGAAAUUCAAAUUAACUCAGCCCGAGAGGAAUACAGACCUGUCGCUACACGGGGCAGCAUCCUCUACUUCCUCAUUACCGAGAUGCGCUUGGUUAAUGACAUGUAUCAGACUUCGCUCCGCCAGUUUCUGGGCUUGUUUGACCUUUCCUUAGCCAGGUCUGUCAAGAGCCCAGUUACAAGCAAGCGGAUUGCUAAUAUCAUCGAGCACAUGACCUACGAGGUUUAUAAGUAUGCAGCCCGAGGGUUGUACGAGGAGCACAAAUUCCUGUUCACCUUGCUGCUUACCCUAAAAAUCGACAUCCAGAGGAACCGAGUCAAGCACGAAGAGUUUCUCACUCUUAUUAAAGGUGGUGCCUCCUUGGACCUUAAAGCCUGUCCUUCUAAACCAUUUAAAUGGAUCCUGGACAUGACUUGGCUGAAUUUGGUGGAACUAAGCAAACUUAGGCAGUUUUCAGAUGUCCUUGAUCAGAUAUCAAGAAAUGAGAAAAUGUGGAAAAUCUGGUUUGAUAAGGAAAACCCUGAGGAGGAGCCUCUUCCAAAUUCCUAUGAUAAAUCUCUUGACUGCUUCAGACGUCUUCUCCUUAUUAGGUCCUGGUGCCCUGACAGAACCAUUGCCCAGGCCCGCAAGUACAUCAUGGACUCUAUGGGGGAAAGAUAUGCAGAAGGAUUUAUUCUGGACUUGGAAAAGACGUGGGAGGAAUCUGAUCCACGGACACCACUUAUCUGUCUCCUGUCUAUGGGCUCAGACCCCACGGAUUCCAUCAUCGCCUUGGGGAAGAGAUUGAAAAUAGAAACACGUUAUGUGUCCAUGGGCCAGGGCCAGGAGGUCCAUGCUCGGAAGCUCUUGCAGCAGACCAUGGCAAAUGGAGGGUGGGCACUUCUGCAGAACUGCCAUCUGGGACUUGAUUUCAUGGAUGAGCUGAUGGACAUAAUUACAGAAACUGAGAUCGUACAUGACGCGUUCCGCCUUUGGGUGACCACCGAGGUCCAUAAGCAGUUCCCGAUUACACUCCUUCAGAUGUCCAUUAAAUUUGCCAAUGAGCCUCCACAGGGCCUCCGGGCAGGACUGAAAAGAACAUAUGGUGGUGUGAGCCAAGACCUGCUGGACGUGAGCUCUGGGGCCCAGUGGAAGCCCAUGCUGUACGCGGUCGCUUUCCUGCACUCCACUGUCCAGGAGAGGCGCAAGUUUGGCCCCCUGGGUUGGAAUAUCCCCUAUGAAUUUAAUCAAGCAGACUUUAAUGCCACUGUGCAGUUCAUCCAAAACCACCUGGAUGACAUGGAUAUCAAAAAGAGCAUCUCCUGGACCACCGUCCACUACAUGAUAGGAGAGAUUCAGUAUGGAGGUAGGGUCACUGAUGACUACGAUAAGAGACUGUUGAACACAUUUGCUGAGGUUUGGUUCAGUGAAAACAUGUUUGGACCAGAUUUCAGUUUUUACCAAGGAUAUAAUAUUCCAAAAUGCAGCACAGUGGAUAACUAUCUUCAAUAUAUCCAGAGCUUGCCCGCCUACGACAGCCCUGAGGUGUUUGGGCUGCACCCCAAUGCCGACAUCACCUACCAGAGCAAGCUGGCCAAAGACGUGCUGGACGCUAUCCUUGGCAUCCAACCCAAGGACAGCUCUGGUGCUGGGGAUGAGACCCGGGAGGCUGUGGUGGCCCGGCUGGCUGAUGACAUGCUGGAGAAGCUGCCCCCUGACUAUGGCCCCUUUGAAGUAAAAGAGAGGCUGCAGAAGAUGGGGCUCUUCCAGCCGAUGAACAUUUUCCUCAGGCAGGAAAUAGACAGAAUGCAAAGGGUACUCAGCCUUGUCCGAAGCACCCUGACUGAGCUAAAACUUGCUAUUGAUGGUACCAUUAUCAUGAGCGAAAAUCUACAAGAUGCAUUGGAUUGCAUGUUUGAUGCCAGAAUCCCUGCUUGGUGGAAAAAAGCUUCUUGGGUUUCAAGUACGCUGGGCUUCUGGUUCACUGAACUUAUAGAAAGAAACAGCCAAUUUACCUCUUGGGUUUUCAAUGGCCGACCCCACUGCUUUUGGAUGACAGGCUUUUUUAACCCCCAGGGAUUUUUAACUGCAAUGCGACAGGAGAUAACUCGGGCCAACAAAGGCUGGGCUCUGGACAACAUGGUGCUUUGCAACGAAGUCACCAAAUGGAUGAAGGACGACAUUUCUGCCCCUCCCACAGAGGGUGUCUAUGUCUAUGGCUUGUAUCUUGAAGGUGCUGGCUGGGACAAGAGGAACAUGAAACUCAUUGAGUCAAAACCCAAAGUGCUCUUUGAGCUGAUGCCUGUCAUAAGGAUUUAUGCAGAAAACAACACCUUAAGAGAUCUUCGGUUUUACUCCUGCCCCAUCUAUAAGAAACCAGUUCGAACGGACUUGAACUACAUUGCUGCUGUGGACCUCAGGACGGCUCAGGCCCCUGAACACUGGGUGCUCCGUGGGGUCGCCCUUCUCUGUGAUGUCAAGUAACGUGGGGGGAGUGCCCCACCCAAUACUUUGGAAAAUGCAAGAUCUGAAUUUAUGGUAACCUUUAUUCCUCUGUGAGUGCUGGACAGUUGUAUAAAUCAGUUUGCUCAUGCACUUACUGAGCUGCGUAGGUUUUCCCCGCUCCUUAAUUGCAUGCUUAAUUGCAUUUUACCUGCUUCAUCAUUAGUGACCAAUGUCUGUGUUGAAAAAGUUAUUUAGUGAUCUAAAAGUAAAAUUUACAACUUCCUAA
Lemur catta (Ring-tailed lemur) is the source of this 14167-nucleotide messenger RNA. It is a transcript of the gene DNAH5, whose product is annotated as dynein axonemal heavy chain 5. The coding region runs from base 52 to 13920 and encodes 4622 amino acids. NCBI's taxonomy places the organism in Eukaryota, Metazoa, Chordata, Mammalia, Primates, Lemuridae. Gene Ontology annotation, cellular component: dynein complex. The record is from RefSeq and is a predicted model, not a curated record. The transcript has 79 exons. Gene Ontology annotation, biological process: microtubule-based movement. Gene Ontology annotation, molecular function: dynein light intermediate chain binding; dynein intermediate chain binding; ATP binding.